AUGGAAAACUUCGCUAUCACCAAACGUGGCUGGACAUUUCAAGAAUCCUACAUACCACCCAGGCUGCUGAUCUUCGGCGACCAGGAACCAUUUCUGCGAUGCAGAACGAAAGACGCUAUGCCAAUUGCAAUCACCGCCAUCGAUUACCAACGCUCACGCAUCGAACCACGGCGCAACAUAGACCAUGCGCUUCCACCACAUAUCCGCGAACAGGAGCACCUUCCCUACAAUCUUCGUCACAUAUGGAUGAAUGUCGUGGUAGAUUACACGAGACGGCAGUUCAGCUUCGAAGGAGAUCGUCCUCUUGCAAUCAGAGGCAUCGUCGACUUCCUUGAGAAGAGAGGCAAUGGCCUACCUACUUGGUCUUGGUUAUCUACUCCAAACGAAAUAGCUAUGUCUUCCCUGGAACUUCUCGGAGACUAUCGAGGCGACGCUGUCGUAGAGUUUAGUGAACGAGACCCCUUCCGACUCGCUCUCGAGUGUCCUGUGAUAUCCUUUGAUGAUGUGGAGGAAGAAGACCAGAUCGAGUAUUGGCAAGAUCAUGAAGACGAGGACAAAGCGGAUGGGCUUGCGGGGGCGGAGUGUUAUGUUCUAGUGCUGUCCAAGAUGUCGAACGACACCGUUCUGGGGCUAGCUACGACGCAGCUUCGUGACCUGACGCAUGUGCGCCGUGGUGUCAUUGAACUGCGGGACGCGGAAAAGUGGCUCUCGAAGCCCAAGGGCAAGGUUAUUGUCAUGUGA
Molecule: messenger RNA, 741 nt
Organism: Coniosporium apollinis CBS 100218
Lineage: Eukaryota; Fungi; Ascomycota; Dothideomycetes
Exons: 2
Coding region: 1-741 (246 amino acids)
Source: RefSeq, a predicted model, not a curated record